Molecule: messenger RNA, 2391 nt
Organism: Komagataella phaffii GS115
Lineage: Eukaryota; Fungi; Ascomycota; Pichiomycetes; Pichiales; Pichiaceae
Product: F-box protein required for G1/S and G2/M transition
Exons: 1
Coding region: 1-2391 (796 amino acids)
Molecular function (GO): protein binding
Source: RefSeq, a predicted model, not a curated record
AUGCAACCUCCAAAGUACCCUUUAAAAAGUGCGGAUCCGAGCUUUUUCAUGAGCUCUCAUACGGAUUCGGCACUGCCUUCCAACCAUCUCUCCGAGACGGCCGUGGAUGGUGACCAGGAUGACGAGUCCCUGUCUGUGGAAAUGAUGCACCAACUUCGACGUAUUCUCAUAUCAGAUGGUGUGAAAACAAACCGAAAACGUAUCAUGGAAGAGAACAAGGAUGAUAAGUCCCACCCCACUGGAGACAACAUGGAUUUGGUCUGCACUCCGGUUGGCCAUAUCUCUGGUGCCUCAACAGAACCACUCAGUUCACUCAGCUUAGAAAGAGAAUCAAAAGUCAUAGACUCUGAUAACACGCAAGAUAACUGUACAAAUCCUCUUGUGUUACAGAAAUCUCCACCAAACAAGAGAAGGUUGACUGAAUCCGUUUACGCCUCCACUAAUGAAAGCGUUGUUGGGGACAAUACCCACAACCACCCCCACAAUAUUAUUGCUACUUCAUUUCACUCGGCUAACACAACGGAUACCGAUUCAACUGAAAUCACGUCCAUUCCUUCCGAUCCUCUUGCUACUACAGCAACUACUGCAUCGUUAAGCGGUGCUAAUGGUGUUGGACAAACCACAUACUUGGAGAUGGACUUGCCUUUACCAUCUCCGAGCGCAUCGCCUUCCCAAUCUUCCUUUAAUAAUGAAGAAGAAGAGUUAAUUUCAUCCUCGUUUCUUACCAAGGAGAUCUUAUUUCGUCUUCCAACGUCCAAAAGGAAGUUGACGAAUCUGACAUAUGAAUUAGUGAAACUUUUAUCUCAGGACCAAUCCAUCGAGAAGGAUCUGAUUUGGAGAUUACUAUCCAAGUUGGAUCGUGCUAACUUAUCUUCAUUGAACCAUAUAAUGAAUAAGUCAUUGAAACGUGAUUUGCUAAACAACCUUCCAUUAGAGAUAUCUACAAGAAUACUUUCGUUCCUCUCCUAUCGAGACUUGCUAAACGCGUCAUUUGUAUGCCGAAACUGGUCGCAGCUUAUCAAUAACAGGUCGAGUAUUACAUGGAAGAGGCUCCUCAUCAAAGACAGGUUCUUUAAAGACGAGGAUGAGCUGAAUGCUGAACUGAUUAAGGAAAUGAAAAAUCUGAACUUGGACCUAACUCCUCCAGAGCUAGUUUCCGCAAGGGAAUCAAUCAUAGUGACAUUGUAUCGCAACAUUUACAGAAAAUCAUUGGCUUUGAAUCAAAGAUGGUUCAGUCCAGAAUUUCAACCCAGACGUAUUAGUGUCAGCGCGCAUGGUCCGUAUAUAAUAACUUGUCUUCAGUUUGAUGAAGACAAGAUUAUAACUUCCGCUGAGGACAAAACAAUCAAUAUUUAUGAUACGCCCACGGGGAAGCUUCGAUCCACCCUUAAGGGGCAUGAAGGUGGUGUUUGGGCUAUGAAGUAUUACGGUAACACUCUAGUUACCGGCUCUACUGAUAGGACCGUUCGCAUAUGGGACAUAAAAAGGGGAACCUGUACGCAUAUUCUCAGAGGCCAUACUUCUACUGUAAGAUGUUUGGAAAUUCUGGAGCCUACAAAAGUUGGAGUAAACGAUAAAGGAGAACCAAUUGUGUUCCCCACAGAGCCUUUAAUCGUCACAGGUUCCAGAGACCAUACUUUACGUGUGUGGAAGUUACCUCAAUCCAGUUUCUCGUUAGAAGAAACUGAGGAUUUCUCAAUCGAUGCUGAUGACUACGAAACUUUUGACACAGAUGAUUCGGAUUCCAAUCCUUUCCUUGUGGCUGUUUUACGAGGUCAUAUAGCAUCUGUCCGAUCUGUGACUGGACAGGGGAAUAUAGUUAUCAGUGGUUCUUACGACAACACUGCCCGUGUUUGGGACCUACGAACAGGAGAAUGUACUAAGAUUUUGAAGGGACACACUGGCCGUGUAUACAGCGUGGUAUUGGAUAGCAAAAGGAACAGGUGUAUUUCCGGCUCAGUUGACUUUUCGAUAAAAAUUUGGGACCUGGAGACAGGAGAAUGUCUUAAGACCAUGAAUGAACACACCGCUUUAGUGGGAUUGCUUGGUCUAUCAGAUAACGCCCUAGUAUCGGCAGCAGCAGAUACUACUUUGCGUAUUUGGGACCCCGAAACUGGAGAGGCUCGAGGUCAACUUGAGGGUCAUAUUGGUGCAAUAACUUGCUUUCAGCACAACGAUAGAAUGAUACUUAGUGGAGCAGAAAGAAUGUUGAAAGUCUGGAAUACUGAAUCCGGUAAUUUUGUUAGAGAGCUUCUAACUGAUGUAACUGGAGGGGUCUGGCAAGUUCGCUUCAACAGAAGGAGAUGUGUUGCAGCUGUUCAACGAAAAGAUAUGGAAACUGACACUAAGGAAAGUUUCAUUGAGAUUCUGGAUUUUGGGGAGAACUUGUAG